Molecule: messenger RNA, 3316 nt
Organism: Hemiscyllium ocellatum (epaulette shark)
Lineage: Eukaryota; Metazoa; Chordata; Chondrichthyes; Orectolobiformes; Hemiscylliidae
Gene: gart
Product: phosphoribosylglycinamide formyltransferase
Exons: 22
Coding region: 74-3148 (1024 amino acids)
Biological process (GO): 'de novo' IMP biosynthetic process; adenine biosynthetic process
Cellular component (GO): cytosol
Molecular function (GO): ATP binding; metal ion binding; phosphoribosylglycinamide formyltransferase activity
Source: RefSeq, a predicted model, not a curated record
UUGAUGAUUCGCUGUGUUGAGAGUUUACAGUUCAGUCAUUCUUACGCCUUUGCAGGCAGCGCCAUCCACGACCAUGGCUGAGCGAGUACUUGUUAUUGGCAGUGGGGGACGUGAACAUGCCCUGGCGUGGAAGCUGGCCCAGUCACCACAUGUACUGCAGGUUCUGGUUGCUCCUGGGAAUGCGGGAACAGCUGAGAGUGGAAAAAUCUCCAAUUCGGCUGUUUCUGUCAGCAAUCAUACAAUUCUUGCUCAAUACUGUAAAGAUCACAACAUUGGCCUGGUGGUGGUUGGACCAGAAGCUCCACUUGCUGCUGGGAUUGUUGAUGACCUGACAGCUGCAGGAGUGAGAUGCUUUGGUCCAUCUGCAAAGGCAACACAAUUGGAAGCUAGCAAGCAUUUUGCUAAGGAAUUCUUGGAUCGACAUGCUAUCCCUACUGCUCGUUGGAAAGCUUUCACUGAUCCUGAGGAAGCAUGUCGCUUCAUCCAGCAUGCUGAUUUCCCCGCUUUGGUUGUAAAAGCAAGUGGUUUAGCAGCUGGGAAAGGUGUUAUUGUAGCAGCUGAUGUAAGCGAGGCUUGCAAAGCAGUUCGAGACAUAAUGCAGGAAAAGACCUUUGGUUCAGCUGGUGAAACCAUAGUUGUGGAGGAGCUGCUUGAAGGAGAUGAAGUUUCUUGCCUGUGUUUCAGUGACGGUGUUACCGUUGCCUGCAUGCCACCAGCUCAAGAUCAUAAACGCUUACUGGAUGGGGACCAGGGGCCAAAUACAGGUGGAAUGGGAGCUUAUUGCCCCACCCCUCAGGUUUCCAAAAACCUUCUGCAAGUGAUCAGGGAAAAGAUCCUUCAGAAAACAGUUGAUGGUAUGAGGCAAGAAGGAGUCCCUUAUGUUGGGAUAUUAUAUGCAGGGUUGAUGCUAACCAAAGAUGGACCUAAAGUAUUGGAGUUUAAUUGUCGCUUUGGCGAUCCAGAAUGUCAGGUCAUUCUUCCCUUAUUAAACAGUGAUUUAUAUGAAGUAAUACAAGCAACUGUGGAUGGAAAACUUUCUAGAGCCAUGCCAUCUUGGCUGGAAAGCAGUGCAGCUGUGACUGUAGUUAUGGCCAGUGGUGGCUAUCCAGGCAGCUAUGCAAAGGGCCAUGUGAUCACAGGUUUGUCACUCGCGAAGGAUAUGGGCCUACAAGUGUUCCACGCAGGCACUGCAAUGAAGGAUGGGAAGGUUGUGACAAGUGGUGGUCGAGUGGUUACAGUAACUGCUGUCAGUAAAGACCUGAUUCGGGCAGUGAAAGAAGCAAAUAAAGGGGUUGAAACUGUUCAGUUUCAAGCUGCUAUUUACAGAAAGGAUAUUGCCCAUCGAGCCAUUGCAUUCACAGAACAGUCUAGAGGACUGACUUACAAAGAUAGUGGUGUUGAUAUUGCAGCUGGGAAUGCUUUGGUUCAUUCGAUAAAACCACUUGCAGCAGCUACCUCCAGACCAGGCUGUAAUGCUGAGCUUGGAGGAUUCGCAGGCACUUUUGACCUGAAGGCAGCUGGAUACAUUGAUCCAGUUCUUGUCUCUGGAACAGAUGGAGUUGGAACCAAACUUAAGAUUGCCCAGAUAUGUAAUAAGCAUGAUACGUUGGGUCAAGACCUGGUAGCGAUGUGUGUAAAUGAUCUUCUGGCACAAGGGGCAGAACCACUCUUCUUUCUCGACUACUUUUCCUGUGGGAAAUUGGAUGUCGGUGUGGCACAGACCGUGAUUGCUGGUAUUGCAGAGGCUUGUAAAAUGGCUGGAUGUGCACUGCUGGGAGGAGAAACAGCUGAAAUGCCAGGCAUGUAUUCCCCAGGACAGUAUGAUCUGGCUGGCUUUGCAGUCGGAGCAGUGGAACGUGAACAGCUUCUCCCACGGCUGGAGAGCAUCUCUGCAGGUGAUACCAUCAUUGGCAUCGCGUCGUCUGGCCUCCACAGUAAUGGCUUUAGCCUUGUUCGAACCAUUUUGGAGAAGUCCUCUUUCCAGUGUUCCUCCCCAGCACCAUCAAGCUACGGUUCAAAGACCCUUGGAGACGUCCUUCUGACACCCACCAGAAUUUAUGCUAAAGCCUUGUUGCCAAUUCUGCGCCUGGGACAUGUGAAGGCUUACGCUCACAUCACUGGAGGUGGACUGCUGGAGAACAUCCCCAGGGUGCUUCCCGAAAAGCUUGGUGUUGCUUUAGAUGCGUCAUGUUGGAAGAUUCCUGAAAUCUUUUCCUGGUUGCAAAGACAUGGAGCCCUUUCUGAAGAGGAGAUGGCUCGUACGUUUAACUGUGGAAUUGGAGCCGUGCUUAUAGUGGACAAAGCGAAAGCUGAAAAUGUGCUGCAAAGUGUGCAGAGCCAUCACGAGGCGUGGGCAAUUGGAACAGUUGUGCCGCAUAAAACAGGCUGUGAAAAGGUAUCAAUUAAUAAUCUCAUGAAAAUGCUUCACUUAAGCCAGCAGUCUAAUCAACGUGCGUCAGGUGAUGGUUUAUCAUGGGACUCCUCACAGACUCGGAAGAUGAGAGUGGGUGUUCUCAUCUCGGGAACAGGGACAAACCUUCAAGCCAUUAUAGAACACACCAAGGAUCCUGUGAGCUGUGUGGAAAUUGUAAUUGUUAUCUCCAACAAAACUGGCGUCGAAGGACUGAAGAAAGCAACUCUAGCUGGCAUCCCUACACGGGUAAUUGACCAUAAAUUGUACGGUAGUCGCUCGGAGUUUGAUAGCACUGUUGAUCAGGUCCUUCAGGAAUUCUCCGUUGAAUUGGUCUGUCUAGCAGGAUUUAUGAGAAUUCUCUCUGGUCCCUUCGUCAAGAAGUGGAAUGGGAAACUACUGAAUAUCCAUCCAUCUCUGCUGCCUUCUUUCAAGGGCGUUAAUGCCCACAAACAGGUGCUGCAGGCUGGAGUACGGGUGUCUGGCUGUACUGUGCAUUUUGUAGCUGAAGAAAUCGAUGCUGGAGCAAUUAUUGUGCAGAAAGUUGUACCGGUACUGGUGGGGGAUUCUGAAGAGACCUUGUCCGAGAGGGUGAAAGAAGCUGAGCAUGUGGCAUACCCUGCUGCUAUCCAGUUAGUGGCCAGCGGAGCAGUGCGUUUAGGUGAAGAUGGCAAAAUGUGCUGGAAAGAACAGAAUGCGAUUGAAGCCAUACAAGAUGGGACUUGUUACAAAAAUUGAGGGAUUUUGGAAGGGGAGAAAUGUGAAAGAAAUUGAAAUCCCUUUUCUUCGAUUUGUUUUUUGUCAUUGUUGUCCAUGACACAACCGUAUCUCAUGAAGUGGAAAAGUAAAAUUCUCCUAUGUACUAAAAUGUGCUCAAAUUAAUUUUGUUACUUGAAACCAAUUAUC